CGCGGGGUUUGGUCGCCAGGCUUCAAGUCUCUCGGCGCAUCAGAAAAGCAUCGAGGAUGAGCGGCGGUAAGACCCCAGCUUCCUCCCUGGCUGCGAAGCUCCGUAAGGACACGGCAGCGCCAAAACACGGCUCCCCCAAGAGGGAGGGCGGCUCAUCGGCUGGGCCGAAUAUGCCGAGAAAUGAGGUCGGCAGACACAGCAGACAGAUCGUCCCAUCAGCAGAUCUCGCCUGCCGUCUCUAUCUCUCUGCCUGUCUGCCUGUCUGCCUCUGGCUGUGUGUGCAGAAGGGGGGGGUAUUGAUAACCAAGGAGGAGCUGAAGGUGGCGUGGGAUUUUUUCGACACCAAGGGGCAGGGCAAGCUGACGGCGGCCGAGCUGAGGAGACGCUUGGCCGUCUUCUACAAGAACAUCUCACUCAAGGAAGUCAAGUAGGUGUGUGACCUCACUGCGUGGCACCUGACCCCUCUCUCUGUGUGCCUCUGUGUGCGCAGGUUUUUGAUGAACAACCAGUCGGAGAUCGGCUUCGACGAGCUGUAUGAUCUGCUCAAGGACAACCAGCUCACCAACUUCGACCCUGUCCGUGAAGCAUUCAAGGUCAGUCGAGUCACAGCAGUCAGCCACACACGUGAAAGGCAGCACACGUGUGCGUGUCUCGUUCCUUCCGUCCAUCAGGUGUAUGACCCGCAGGAGACGGGCUUCGUGGACCUCGCCGUGGUCAAGCAGUGCUUCCAGCAGCUGGGCUACGGGGACCUGUCAGCAGAGGACAUGAGAAUACUAAGUAAGCGGAAAGACAGACACCAAACCACCAAUUGACGCAACACGCAUGGAUGGAAGUGCCACGGGGUACUUUCCCUGCAUCGUUGGCUCAGUCCAGACGGCGGAUGCUGACGGGGAUGGGAAGAUCGGCUUGGACGAUUUCCGCCUCAUGGUUUCGUUCGGACAACAGACAGACAUGGCAUGACCUGGGAGGACGACGGGAGCAAUGUCAAGCUCAGUGCAGUUCAUGUGGUGGGUGAGAAAGUGAGAAAGGGAGACACCUUGAGGGGCAGAUUGAGAGAAGGACUGCGCGUUUCAUUGUCGAUUCAGGCGACCAAAAGACGGACGAUCGCGUCAUGAUUGGUGUGGUGUCAGUGUGGUUCCAUUCAUGUGUAUGUGAUGUGUACCUGCUGUGGUGUGUUGGCAGAGACUUCCUCCUUCCUUUGUGCAUGUGUGUAUGUAUGGAUGGAUCUACCAUUUAUCUCAUGAAUGCAUUGCUGGAUACUCUCCAUCCAUCCAUCCAUCCAUGUGUG
Molecule: messenger RNA, 1288 nt
Organism: Vitrella brassicaformis
Lineage: Eukaryota; Vitrellaceae
Source: the annotation of a GenBank genome assembly